Acinonyx jubatus (cheetah) is the source of this 4124-nucleotide messenger RNA. RefSeq names its product TSPY like 5 (gene TSPYL5). The coding region runs from base 118 to 1356 and encodes 412 amino acids. The transcript is spliced from 3 exons. NCBI's taxonomy places the organism in Eukaryota, Metazoa, Chordata, Mammalia, Carnivora, Felidae. Gene Ontology annotation, cellular component: nucleus; chromatin. Gene Ontology annotation, molecular function: histone binding; chromatin binding. The record is from RefSeq and is a predicted model, not a curated record. Gene Ontology annotation, biological process: nucleosome assembly.
GUCGUACAGCCGUGACGUCGGCGGUUGCCAUGGAGAGGCCCGCUCAGUCGCGACCGCGAGCUGGCGCCAGGGGCCGCGGGGUCGGAGCGUGGCUUUGAAGCUGCUUCCGCUACCACCAUGAGCGGCCGAAGUAGGGGUAGAAAGUCCUCCCGCGCCAAAAACCGGGGCAAAGGCCGAGGCAAAGCCCGAGUUCGCGCUGCUCCUGACGACGCCCCCCGCGACCCGGACCCAACACAGUGCCAGAGGCUCGGGGAGGAAACCCAGGCGGCACAGGUGCAGGCUGGCGCGGGUUGGGGUGGCCUGGAAACCGCUGCGCCCGCGCCGCCCCGUCGGCCCGGGGAGGAGGCUGCCUGCCGGCUCCCCCUGGAUUGUGGCCUCGCGCUCCGGGCCCGAGCUGCGGGGGGUCGCGGGCAGGCUGCGACCAGGCCCGGCCUGGGGAAGGCCACAUCCCUCUCGGAGCGCCUAGCGACAGAGACGGUCUUCGUGGGAACCGUGGGAAGGCCAAAAAAUGGCCCCCGCGUUGGAAAUCGGCGUGGUGCUGCUGGGAAGAAGGCCUCAGAAACCUGUAGCGCAGCGGGGAGAGUACCUCAGGCCCUAGCUGGUGGGAAGCUGAAGAAAGGGGCCACUGGGGAGAGCGUCUCCGCCCCUGUGGGAGAAGAAACGAAGGUGGAGAAGGAUGCAGGGUCAGGGCCCCUGGCGACAGAUGGCAGCAUGGAUACGCUGGAGACCGUCCAGCUGAAGCUGGAGACCAUGAACGCCCAGGCGGACAGGGCCUACCUUCGGCUCUCGCGCAAGUUCGGGCAGUUGCGACUGCAUCACUUAGAGCGCAGGAACCUCCUCAUCCAGAGUAUCCCAGGUUUCUGGGGGCAGGCUUUUCAGAACCACCCCCAGCUCUCAUCCUUUCUGAACAACCAAGAUAAAGAGGUUCUCAGCUACUUGAACAGCCUGGAGGUGGAAGAGCUUGGCCUCGCGAGAUUGGGCUACAAAAUCAAGUUCUACUUCGGGCGCAACCCCUAUUUCCAAAAUAAGGUGCUCAUCAAGGAAUACGGGUGUGGGCCUUCGGGUCAGGUGGUGUCUCGUUCUACUCCAAUCCAGUGGCUUCCGGGCCAUGAUCUCCAGUCGUUAAGCCAGGGCAACCCAGACAACAGCCGUAGCUUCUUUGGGUGGUUUUCAAACCACAGCUCCAUUGAGUCUGACAAGAUUGUGGAGAUCAUCAACGAGGAACUGUGGCCCAAUCCCCUGCAGUACUACCUUAUGAGUGAAGGGGCCCGUGCAGAGAAAGGAAAGGAGGGCAGGCAAGGUCCAGCAAGGCAGCCAGUGGAGACCCCUGAGCCUGGGGCAAACAAGUCCAACUGAUCCUGCACUAGUUUCCCUACUACCUCCUGUUGGACCUGUGCCUAGCUAACCACGUGUGUUUGGCCGUCUGCCUUCUCUUCAUGUUGGCCUCUGUGCACUGUAUUCCCUUUGGACUUCAGUUACAAGAAUAUGGUAUUUAUGAUCAUGUUCUUUGGCCCCCUCGUGGCCUUGCUUUUUUCACAUUAGUGUUACACGUUAAAUGAUCUCACCCCUACUGUUUAUACGUUAAGCACACAUGCUUCAAGUGUGUGCUGCCUUUGUCUACAUUGCCUGGACCGUGUUCUUGGCUCUGGCCUUUCCCAGCUGUCUUUAACAUGGACACUCAUGAGUCAUCCUCCACAAGGACCAGUGCAUCCUCGAGCUCUGCUGCUCCAGGGCCAGUGACUUGCUGAGCUUUGUGUUCAUGCUGGCCAUGUGUGCCAUCUGUGGCAAAGUCUUCUGUUGCCACUGCAAAAUGAAGCUAGCACAUAUGGUAUUGGCCAUCAGCCAAAACUGAUUGUUCCAAGGCCCUGGGGCCACCAGCCAAGGUUCCACCACCUACUGGAUCUCUGGCUUUGGCUAGGGGCCUAUGCUGCCCUGCUGGAUGUGUGGAAUAGCACUUGACUGCUGGGCAUGGAUGAGGUUAAGGGUGAGAAGCGUAAUGCCAUGUGUUCUAUACCAUUAUGCGUCUCUUCCUGCCUCUGGGUCCUUAUGAUGAACAUUCAUCAGGGUCAACACCGUACCCCAUCACUGUCAGGCCACUGAGAUUUGUCUAGGUUGCUAUUGGCCCCACUUGGCUUCCCAGUCAAUGAGGACCUCAAGAACUGCCUGUGGACCAAGGCCCCCUGCCAGUGCAUGAGACACACACCUACCUUCCCCAGCCUUCUAGGAACCCUACUGCUUGCCAGACUGAUGGGCGGGUAUGUGACAUGUGCUCACUGUCAUCGUGCUGCGGCUCCAGGUGAGAGUGAGGACUGGACCCACAUACAAUCUAGGCUGCAACAAGGACCAGAGUGCUGUUGGCAUGUUGGUGAGGCAGCCCCCAGGGCCUGGCCCAAGAACGUUCACUCAUCUGUUAUUGGUCGCUGACCACACUCGGCACAGGGCAGUCGGAGUUGAACCAGACACUGUCCCUGCCACCAACAAACUCGCGGCCUCGGAAUGGAGUCCUCGAAACGGCCCACGAGGCCGUGAGAAUGUGAACAGAGCGCCAGGGGUGUGGCGAGGCCAGCCCAGGGUCUGCCCGGGCCAGGCUCCUGAGGCCAGCCUGCUUGGCUCUUAGCGGACACCAUCAGCCAAAGAAGAUGGGAAAUAACUCUUGUGGGGGAGUUAAAGCUAUGGCCUCAUAGGCCCGACUCUGCUGUGUUUUACCUUAAGCCAGUCACUAAAUUUUCCUGAGGUUGUUGCCUUAACAGUCAAGCAGAGCUUAUCAAGCUUCCCCACAGAGUGCGUGAAAGCGCUUUAUAAACCAGAACGUGUGUCCGCAGUUGAGCCACCCAGUGAGGCUGGCAGGCAACAGAAUCAAGACGUGUCACCAUGAAGAGAAUGUGGGCUGAGGGGACGCACGGAGUGAGGCGCUGAACUCAGGGAGAGAUCAAGCGCGUCUCUAUGAUCCUGAGGGCCACUCUUCAGGGAUAGGACUAUCGCGGGUGUCUCCUUUCAGCUUAAGUUGGCAGAAAAACGCAGGCUCUCCCGGAUGCUGGGGUCAACCAUCUCGGGAUGGGAGUCAACAGUCAAAAUUCCAAUCCCACAUCCCGGUCUAAAGAAAAGACUCAAUUCGUCUGCUUGGUGGUGAUUUUUUCCACUCUCCGAAAGCUCAGUAAUAUUUGACAAACCAGGCUGCAUCACCAUGGAGACGUGAACCGGCUGGCGCUUUCUCGGGCGGCACCACAUAGGACAGACACACAGAGAACGGGAGGAGGCAAUGUGACCACAGAGGUAAAGAUGGAAGUGAUGUACACACAAGCCAAGGAGCACUGGAGCUACCAGAAGCUGGAAGAGGCAGUGGAUGGAUAUUCCCUUAGAUAAAGUAUGGCCCUACCACCUUGAGUUUGGACUUUUGGCUUCCAGAACUGUGAGAGAAUACAUUUCUCAAACCCCCACAUUUACGGUCAUUUGGUACAGUAGCCACUGGAAACGAAGGCACCUGCCAUGAUGAUUACAAAUCUACUGGUUCUUCCUGUCAUUCAAGGCUCAGCUUAAAUGCCACCUCCUCAGAUGUACCUCCCCUGAUUGCCUAUCUCAGGAUGGCUCUGUUGACUCCUCAUUUAUUCUUUGGGUUUUCCCAGAAGGAGGGAGUGGUCAAGCAGUUGCAUACUACUACAAGGAGAAGAAAGAUAAUUAUUGAGAGCUGAGGAUACGAGGGGAGCAGGGACUAAAUCCAGGCCAUUGGACUGCAGGGCUUGUGUCCUCUCUCACCAAGCUGUACUGCCCCUCGACAGUGUGAAACAAUACUACUAAAUGGCUGUGUGACAACAUAGGAUAUAUUCUUUUGUCCCCCAAUAUACUUGCAGAAUUGCAGAGACCCUUGCUGCAUUUUACCCCCUUACCUUCCUCGACAGUCUCAUCCCUCCUGUUGAGCUUGUACACAGGGGCAGAGGAAGCAGAAAUGGGAAAUGAUUGCUCACUUUCACCCACGUGACAUAGGCAUUCUGAAGGAUGAAGAGAGCGAGACAGGGCCGAUGGCUAUUAAACAAUCAAAACCGAUGGUCCACAAGGUGCACAAUUGGACACGGACUUAUACCUUGGUGUGCUAUUUAGGAGUGGCGAUUAAAUGCGUGUUAUCAACA